Molecule: messenger RNA, 2474 nt
Organism: Sapajus apella (tufted capuchin)
Lineage: Eukaryota; Metazoa; Chordata; Mammalia; Primates; Cebidae
Gene: EIF2AK2
Product: eukaryotic translation initiation factor 2 alpha kinase 2
Exons: 16
Coding region: 157-1818 (553 amino acids)
Biological process (GO): protein phosphorylation
Molecular function (GO): ATP binding; double-stranded RNA binding; protein kinase activity
Source: RefSeq, a predicted model, not a curated record
GUAAGUUGUAAUGACCUCAAAGCUUUAGCAGUUCUUCCAUCUGAUUCAGGUUUCCUUCUCCGGCAGUCUUCAGAAUCAAUAUCCACACUUCUGUUGAUUAUCUGCGUGCAUUUUGGACAAAUCUUCCAACCAGAAGAAUAUAUACUAGAAGAAGAAAUGGCUGGUGGUCUUUCACCAGGUUUCUUCAUGGAGGAACUUAAUAAAUACCGUCAGAAGGAGGGAGUAGUACUUACAUAUGAAGAACUGCCUAAUUCAGGACCUCCACAUGAUAGGAGGUUUACAUUUCAAGUUAUAAUAGAUGGGAGAGAAUUUCCAGAAGCUGAAGGUAGAUCAAAAAAGGAAGCAAAAAAUGCCGCAGCCAAAGUAGCUGUUGAGAUACUUAAUAAGGAAAACAAGGCAGUUAGUCGUUUAUCAUUGACACCAACUGAUUCUUCGGAAAGAUCAUCCAUUGGGAAUUACAUAGGCCUUAUCAAUAGAUUUGCCCAGAAGAACAGACUAACUGUAAAUUAUGAACACUGUGCCUCGGGGGUGAAUGGGCUAGAAGGAUUUCAUUAUAAAUGCAAAGUGGGGCAGAAAGAAUAUGGUAUUGGUACAGGUUCUACUAAACAGGAAGCAAAACAACUGGCUGCUAAACUUGCAUAUCUUCAGAUACAUAAAUCAGAAGAAACCUCAGUGAAAGCUGACUCCAUAUCCUCUGGUUCUUUUACUCCUGUGUGUGACAUCCAAAACAACUCUUUAGUGACCAGCACAUUGGCGUCUGAAUCAUCACCUGAAAGUAGUUUCUCAGAAGAUACAUCAGAGAUAAAUUGUAACAGUAGUUUAAACAAUUGUUCUUCAUUGCCUAUGAAUGGCCUCAGAAAUAAUCAAAGGAAGGUAAAAAGGCCUAAUUUGGCGCCUAGAUUUGACCCUCCUGACAUGAAAGGAACAAAAUAUACUAUGGAUACGAGGUUUGGCAAGGAUUUUAAAGAAAUAGAAUUAAUUGGCUCAGGUGCAUUUGGCCAAGUUUUCAAAGCAAAACACAGAAUUGACAAAAAGACUUACGUUAUUAAACGUGUUAAAUAUAAUAGCGACAAGGUGGAGCGUGAAGUGAAAGCAUUGGCAGAACUUGAUCAUGUAAAUAUUGUUCACUACAAUGGCUGUUGGGAUGGAUUUGAUUAUGAUCCUGAGAGCAGUGAUUAUGAUCCUGAGAGCAGUGAUUAUGAUCCUGAGAACAGCAAAAAUAAUUUAAGAUCAACGACUAAGUGCCUUUUCAUCCAAAUGGAAUUCUGUGAUAAAGGGACAUUGGAGCAAUGGAUUGAAGAGAGAAGAGGCAAGAAACUAGACAAAGUUUUGUCUUUGGAAUUCUUUGAACAAAUAACAACAGGGGUAGAUUAUAUACAUUCAAAAAAUUUAAUUCAUAGAGAUCUUAAGCCAAGUAAUAUAUUCUUAGUAGAUUCAAAACAAAUAAAGAUUGGAGACUUUGGACUUGUAACAUCCCUGAAAUAUGAUGAAAAGCGAACAAAGGAUACAGGAACUCCACGAUACAUGAGCCCAGAACAGAUUUCUUCACAAGAAUAUGGAAAGGAAGUGGACCUCUAUGCAUUGGGGCUAAUUUUUGCUGAACUUCUUCAUGUAUGUGACACUGCUUUGGAAACAUCAAAGUUUUUCAGAGACCUACGGAAUGGCAUCAUCUCAGAUGUGUUUGAUAAACGAGAAAAAACUAUUCUACAGAAAUUACUCUCAGAGAAACCUGAGGACCGAACUAACACAUCUGAAAUACUAAACACCUUGGCUAUGUGGAAAAAAAAACCAGAGAAAAAGGAACGAAACACACGUUAGAGCCCUUCUGAAAAAGUAUCCGCUUCUGAUUUGCAAUUUUCCUUGAAUUAUCUAAAAUCUGCUAGGGAAUAUCAAUAGAUAUUUACAUUUUAUUUUAAUUUUUCCCCUUAAUUUUUUACUUUAUUUGCAGAAAGGUUUCCUUCUUUUCGCUUCAGAAACAUUCUUACGUUUUACUUUUUCAUAAAAAAUUAUAACAUCGUUCUCUGCCUCACAUAGUUUAUAAGGUAGUUGGAGAAAUAUGGUACUCAUAAAAAAAAUAAGUGAUGUACAACCACUUUGGAAAAUAAUUUGGCAUUAUCUGGUAAAGUUGAAUACAUGUGUAUCCACAAAGCUAUCAAUUCUAUUCCUACAUACAUGCUUAUAAGAAUGUCCAUAAAACCCUAUUUAUGAUAGCCAAAAGAACACGGAACAACCAUAAUGCCCAUCAAAAGAACAGUAUAUUAAAAAAAGUGUAUUCACACACAGGAUUACUAUAUAGUAUUGAAAACAAUUGAAUUACAGCCAAAUGUAGUAACAUAACACAAAACAUCUCUCAGGAACAUAAUGUUAAACGAAUGAAGCAGGUUUUCAGAAAAUAUAUCCAGAAUAAUUCCAUUUAUAUAAAGGUCCAGAGGAUGCAAAACUAAAUCCUGUUGUCUAGGAAACCAAACAAAUGU